Triticum turgidum subsp. durum (durum wheat) is the source of this 1833-nucleotide messenger RNA. The record is from the annotation of a GenBank genome assembly. Lineage: Eukaryota; Viridiplantae; Streptophyta; Magnoliopsida; Poales; Poaceae.
AUGGGCCUCUUCGGCUCCUCGGCCAAGGUCUACCGGCCGGCGCCGGAGGUCGACCUCGGCCCCGGCAGCGCCGAGCUCUACAUCAGCCCCAAUGUCAAAGCUCCGCGGGUCGCCGGCAUGCUGGUGAAGAUCUUCGUGUGGGUCCUGGAGAUGCCGGUGGUGGGCUGGGUCCUGCUCCACAUCCUCAAGAAAGACAAUCUCAUCAACAAGCUUGUCUCCGAAGCCGAGAUCCCUGAGCCGCCACUGUUCACCUCGACCCACCGCUGGGAAGACACCCCGGAGCAGAACGUCAGCCUGACCAAGCCCGGCCUGUCGCCCGCGGAGCGCGUCCGGGAGGCCGUCGACUGCCUCCCCGCGCGCCUCGAGUCGACGCUCGCCGCCGAUGCGCCGCCGUCGUCCAGCCUGAAACGCUGGACGAUCAUGGACUUCUCAAGGGCCUACAGCUCGGGAGAGACCACGCCUGUCCAGGUGGCCAAGAGGUUCCUGGCCGCAGUGAAGGAGUCCUCAGGCCCUACCAUGAACAUGGCCUUCUUCAUCAGCUGCAACCCUGAGGACGUCUUGAAGCAGGCCGAAGAAUCCACCCUCAGAUACCAGACAGGGACACCGCUGUCAGUGAUGGACGGCGUGCUGGUGGCGGUGAAAGACGAGAUCGACUGCCUGCCCUACCCCACCACAGGCGGGACGCGGUGGCUGGGGAAGGCGCGGCCGUGCGAGGCGGACGCGGCGUGCGUGGCGCAGCUGCGCGCGUGCGGCGCCGUCCUCGCCGGCAAGACCAACAUGCACGAGCUCGGCGCCGGCACCAGCGGCAUCAACCCGCACCACGGAUCGGCGAGGAACCCGUACAACGUCGGCAAGGUGGCCGGGGGCUCCUCCAGCGGCUCCGCCGCCGUGGUCUGCGCUGGCCUCUGCCCCGUCGCGCUCGGCGUCGACGGAGGAGGCUCUGUCCGGAUGCCGGCAGCUCUGUGCGGCGUGGUCGGCUUCAAGCCCACCGCCGGACGCCUCUCCAACGCCGGAGUUCUUCCACUGAAUUGGACGGUCGGGAUGGCGGGGAUCUUGGCAGGGACAGUGGAGGACGCCGUCGUAGCUUACUCGGCCAUUGUUGAUCAGUCCCAACCAUCUUACUUGAGGCCUGAGCUGAAUCUGCCUAUGCUGACGUCGACACCCUCGAUUAGCAACGUCAGGCUAGCAAAAUAUGGAAAGUGGUUUAACGACAGUUCCGAGGACAUCAGAACCUGCUGUGACGAAGCUCUUCAGACACUGCACGCACAAUACGGCUGGGAGACUCUGGAUGUGACGGUCCCUGAGAUUGAGGAAAUGCGGCUCGCGCACUACGUGACGAUCGGAUCAGAAUGCACUGCUUCGCUUGCAAAGUAUCUCGACAAACUGAAGAGGUCCGAGAUCGGGUGGGACGUGAGAGUCGCUCUGGCUGUCUACGGGUCAUUCAGCAGCAGAGCUUACCUGAACUCACAACGACUCCGGAACCGUCAGAUGUUCUUUCACAAAGAGAUCUUCAAGACAGCAGAUGUCAUCGUCUCGCCGAUGACUGGUGUGACUGCCUACACACUACAAGAUGACGCGCUAAGCAGUGGUGAACUCGACUACAUAAACGGAGCCGCGUUGAUUCGGUACUCGAUAGCAGGGAACUUCCUUGGUUUGCCGGCGAUAACAGUCAUGGUUGGGCAAGAUAAGGGCGGGCUGCCCAUAGGUCUUCAGUUCAUCGGCAGGCCGUGGUCCGAGGCGACUCUGCUCCACAUCGCAUUCGCAAUGCAGGAAGCCUGCAGCAAGAACCACAGGAAACCUGUGGUGUUCUAUGAUCUCCUCAAGAAAGACUGA